GUUAUCUACCUGGACAACUUAGCUCAUUAUUUCAUUUACACAACAUCAUAGUGAGUUUAAAGCUGGUUUGUUUGCUGAACUUGGUUAAAGGUUUUAAUAUCUAUAACAGUAUAAUAUUUAUAUAGAUUUGGGUGAUGGACCGGAGGCUUUAGAGAGUUUAAUCAUGUCAACUGUACUCUCUCAAACACACUAGCAUUAGCUACACUGCUAACAAACCUGGCUACUUAGCUUGGGAGCUAACAUUAAGAUAAAAUUGUAUUGAGCAGAGCUAAACAUUAAAAUGAGUAGCUGGUCAAAUAUUCUCCUUUCUUAUUAAUGUUUAAACAUGAAUUAUACAAUUGAAUAGUUCGCUGAAUGCAGGUGCACUUGAAAACACGGCUACCCAUUUUAAGGUCUCAACACAACACAAUAUUUAUCCUAAUGUUACUAAAUAAUAAACCUGACUGUUGGUUUUAAAUGUAUGAUAGAAAAUAUACUCUACUUUCCACAGCCUCUCAGUGCCGGUGAGAUGCGCGGCGCCUGGAGCGAUGUUCAGUUCCUCUCUGCAGACUCCUUCAGCUCCCAGUCUGAGUCAGUGGACAUCAGGAGAGACUUCCUUGGCAUGAUAAAGGGUCCAGAAACUCGAUUCUACUGGUUUGAAACCACAGAGACACAAUGCCUGCAUCACGAGGGAUUCCCUUAUUAUACCAAUGCAGAGGACUGUUUCACUGGCAUACAGGUCGUUGAGCCAAACCUGCAGCUGCUGCCCACUGAACCUCAUCACAACCCUUCAGCUGUCGUUCUGCCUCUCAGUGCCGGUGAGAUGAGCAGCGCCCGGCGCGAUGUUCAGUUCCUCUCUGCAGACUCCUUCAGCUUCCAGCAGUCCUGGGUAUUGUACAGUGCUGCAGCUGACACACACACUGGAGACUGUCACCGUGGAACUUGAGGACUAUGUGGUAAAUUUAUUACACUGUCAUGAUGUGUAUAUGUAGAUAAUAACUUGGAAUUUUGUCUGUUGUACAUUUAUCUGCAUUGUCAAUAUUUGUUUUUGUUUUUGUCUUUUUUAAUUAACAGCAACUCUUGAAAAAGGUGACCUGCACUUUCCUGUAUGCGGGUCCAGGUGGUCAGGUGGACACCUCCACUUGGGUGCAGGAAGAGAAUUGUGGCUCUCCAGACAGUGAUGCAAAAAGUGAACCAGACUGGGAGGAGACUGAGCAAGGCCUCACACCAGAGGAGAUGGAGCUACCAUCUUUCAUACAGAGGGGUUACAGACAUCAGACUGAAGCUGCGUGCUCUCCGUCAGGCGUUGUCUACUCUGCUUGCCAGCAUCCACAAACAGAACUUCUUGUUUGUGGUUGGAAAGAAGAUUGUGAUGCAUCUGGCAGCAGCUAACACCCAGGAUGUAUUUGGUGUGCAGCUGGCCUAUGAGUCUUUGGUUCGAUUCCUGAGAAAGCCUUCCUAUCAGGAGUCGAUUAUGACAGAGCUCCUCGGGGCCCAGCUCCACCAUUACAACUUCCUGGACGUCUUUUAUGAGCUGCUUCUCUUCGGCUACUUCUGGAACGGCUCAACACCUGAGGCAUUUGAGGGAGGAUUCUUGGAGCGCCUGUUUGCUCUCAUCAACAUGUGGGACAUGGACAUGUGGGAGCCUGCGGCAGGGCUGUACUUCACAGCGCUUAUUGAUCGGCUUACAGUGCUUUGUGAAGUACUGUUUUCACAGCCCCUGGAGCUCUACAGCGACUCAGUGGCCUUAUCGAGCGCAGUUUCACGGCUCCUCAGGCAGCAUGUCCAGCUGAUGAUGGACACUUUGGAGAAGCUCUGAGCAAUGCCAUUCCCUCUACCCACCCCUCUGCCACCCCAACCCCCCUUUCUCUUCAUGCUUUUAUCUUGUUUAAUUUACAAUUGAAAUUGUGGGACGUUCGUUAGUUCGUGCUAUCUCUUAACAUUAAUAAGGCAAAAAAAUUAUUCUUGCUAUAAUUAGACCCCCAAAAUUAAUCUUUUCUUCCCCUAGUUGCAUUUCAUAUUAGUUCUUUUCCAUCACUAUUUUUCCCUACAUUGCUCAAGCUCUCCACAAGUAAGUAUAAAUUAACUUAGUUAUUUUCAAUUAACUUCAUAUUUAAAAAAAAAAACAAAAAUUCUUCAUUAACAGGUCUGCACAGAGCCCAGGACUGAAGGACCGGUGUAAAAUCCCUCAUCCCUCAAUACUCAUCCCUUUAUACUCUACGCCUCAGUACUUUAUCCCGAUCCCCAUCACUCUAUUCUUUUCCUUUACAGCUGUAAAUAGAAUUGUUUGUAAAUAGUUUUUAUUUAGUGCUUAUAUAGUUUACAUUAAUAAAGGUGUUCAUUUGCUCCUAUUGCAACCUAAUUGUGAUUCUUUUUAAUCAUCUGUAUAUGUAAUAAUCCUUUAAGAAGCAACACACUGUUUUCCUACCCCGCUAAGAACUUUUCUGAGGGCAUCGUGCAGCUUAAAAGCUUUUCUGAGGGCAUCACGCAGCUGUUCGGCUCUGCUGAGGGCAUCGCUCUGCUUUCCUGCUCCGCUGAAGGCAUCGCUCUGCUUUCCUGCUCCGCUGAGGACGUCGCUCUGCUUUCCUGCUCCGCUGAGGACGUCACUUUGCUUUCCUGCUCCGCUGACGACGUCGCUCUGCUUUCCUGCCCUGCUGAGGACAUCGCUCUGAUUUCCUGCCUUGGUGAGGACAUCGCUCUGAUUUCCUGCCUGCUGAGGACGUCGCUCUGAUUUCCUGCUCCGCUGAGGAUGUCGCUCUGAUUUCCUGCCCUGCUGAGUACAGUUUGCCCAGAGGGCCUGGACCGCCAGAGGGAGGGAGCGUACAUUGGCGCUCUGGGAGAAGCGCCCUUGAGGGGGUACCUUUGUCUCUGCUGCCGUGUCUUUGCCACAGUGUUUUGCCUUAGAGUUAUAAUGUCUUUUGUAUUUUGUUUCUUUCUUUAUUAAAUCCUUA
Molecule: messenger RNA, 2930 nt
Organism: Ictalurus furcatus (blue catfish)
Lineage: Eukaryota; Metazoa; Chordata; Actinopteri; Siluriformes; Ictaluridae
Exons: 12
Coding region: 1088-1798 (236 amino acids)
Biological process (GO): mitochondrial fusion
Source: RefSeq, a predicted model, not a curated record